This is a messenger RNA of Coffea eugenioides, 2601 nucleotides long. Its product is annotated as pentatricopeptide repeat-containing protein At3g09650, chloroplastic. The record is from RefSeq and is a predicted model, not a curated record. Gene Ontology annotation, molecular function: protein binding. Lineage: Eukaryota; Viridiplantae; Streptophyta; Magnoliopsida; Gentianales; Rubiaceae. The transcript has a single exon. The coding region runs from base 77 to 2335 and encodes 752 amino acids.
UUCUUCUUCCCUCUUUGUUCUCGAUUCGUACAAAACCUCACUUGCAGCCUUUCUCCCCGCCUUAAAUGGACGAGCGAUGAACACUACGCCACCACCGUCCUCGAGAUCAACCCCAAGCUCAGACCCACCAGUAUUCAUACAAACUGCAACUCUCCUGCGUUGGGUUUCACCACUACCUUUCUCAACCACACUCUUUCCUUCAAUCUCCACCUCUUCCUCCGCUAUCACAUCCAAAACUGCAAGCCCUUUUUGGGUUCAAACCACUAGCAAACCAUCCAGCAUCUCAUUGGCUGGAACCGGCACAGACACCAGGCCUAAACCCCCGUCCCAUUCCCGAGACCAGAAUCUCUUGAGACUCCUUCGCUUGAGGAAAACAGAGGAGGCCUGGCUAGCAUACACUCAGUCCGAGCACUUACCUGACCCCACGUGCCUUAGCCGUUUGGUCUGCCAAUUAUCGUACCAAAACACAAACUUGGGCCUCACCCGAGCGCAGGCAGUCAUCCGACGCUUGAGAAAUGAGCGACAGCUGCAUCGUCUGGAUGCCAAUUCACUUGGCCUGCUCGCUGUGGCUGCUGCUAAGGGAGGCCAUAUCCUCUAUGCCACGUCCAUAAUCAGGUCCAUGCUAAAAUCGGGAUAUCUACCACAUGUGAAAGCUUGGAGUGCAGUCGUUAGCCGCCUUGCUGCUUCCGGUGAUGAAGGUCCGGCUGAGGCUAUAAAACUAUUCAGGUCAAUUGCUGGUAGAGUCCGGAGGUUUGCUGACCCUACGGUGGUUAAGGACUCCAGGCCAGAUACAGCUGCUUAUAAUGCUGUGCUUAAUGCUUGUGCAAAUCGUGGUGACUCAAGGAAAUUUUUGCAGCUAUUCAGUGAGAUGCCUGAAUUUGGUUGUGAGCCAGAUGUUUUGACAUACAAUAUUAUGAUCAAGCUCUGUGCGCGGGCUGACAGAAAGGAUUUGCUUGUUUUUGUACUUGAGAGGAUCAUCGAAAAGGGGAUCCCAGUGUGUAUGACAACUCUACAAUCACUUGUUGCAGCUUAUGUUGGUUUUGGUGACCUAGAGACAGCGGAAAAAAUGGUUCAAGCAAUGCGAAAGGGCAGAACUGAUCUUUGCAAGAUCUUGAGGGACUCAAUUAUGGAUGAUUUAACUCCUAAUGAAAGCGAUAUAUUUGAGGAAUUGCUUCCAAAUUCCAUUGAUUCUAGGAACAGUGAGCCACGAGAGUUACCUAAACUCUUUGCACCAAACACAAGGAUGUACACCACCUUAAUGAAAGGUUACAUGAGGGCAGGUCGCAUUUCUGAUACAGUGAGGAUGCUUGAGGCCAUGAGGCACCAAGAAGAUAGAACCAGCCACCCAGACCAUGUUACCUAUACAACGGUUAUCUCUGCAUUUGUGAGAGCCGGGCUGAUGGAUCGUGCCCGAGAAGUUCUAGCUGAAAUGGCAAGGAUUGGUAUACCAGCCAACCGAAUCACUUACAAUAUCCUCCUCAAGGGAUAUUGCCAGCAGUUGCAGAUAGAUAAAGCUAAAGAACUGACGCAAGAGAUGAUUAAUGACUCUGCAGUAGAACCCGAUGUGAUUUCCUAUAAUACUUUGAUUGACGGAUGCAUUCUGGUUGAUGACAGUGUGGGAGCUCUUGCCUAUUUCAACGAGAUGCGAGCAAGAGGUAUUGCUCCCACCAAAAUUAGUUAUACGACUUUGAUGAAAGCUUUUGCCUCAUCGAGUCAACCAAAGCUUGCUAAUAAGGUAUUUGAUGAGAUGCUAAAAGAUCCCCGAAUAAAGGUUGAUAUGGUUGCCUGGAACAUGCUGGUGGAAGGAUAUUCUAGACUGGGAAAAGUUGAGGAAGCAAAGAAUGUAAUUCAAAGGAUGAAAGAGAGAGGGUUUUACCCCAAUGUGGCAACUUAUGGCAGUCUAGCAAAUGGUAUUGCCCUGGCCAGAAAGCCAGGAGAAGCCCUUCUACUCUGGAACGAAAUAAAGGAGAGGCGUGGAAUGCAAAAUGAAGGGGAUAUCUCCAAUUCUUCUACAAAUGUUCCACCACUGAAGCCUGAUGAAGGUCUCCUAGAUACUCUGGCUGAUAUCUGUGUCAGAGCUGCUUUCUUUAGGAAAGCCCUAGAGAUUGUUGCAUGUAUGGAGGAGCAUGGGAUACCACCAAAUAAAUCCAAGUUCACCAGAAUCUAUGUGGAGAUGCAUUCUAGAAUGUUUACUAGUAAGCAUGCUUCAAGAGCUAGGCAAGACAGAAGAAGGGAAAGGAAGAAAGCAGCUGAGGCUUUCAAGUUCUGGUUGGGAUUGCCAAACUCCUAUUAUGCAAGUGAGUGGCACUUCGAUCCUGUUAAUGAAGAUGAUUAGGUUCUGAUUUUGGUUGACCACAUUAUGAAUAACAAUUGCACAAUGGAGAUGUCAUUGUUGAAACAACUGGAAUUAGGUCAUCCCUUAAUAGAUAUAGAACCAAAUACAACUUAUAUAGAGUCUAGCUAUGAAUUGCAAUGGUAGAAUGACAUUUUGUCCAUCUAGAAAAUUGUUUCCAUUCGACUAACCCUACCAGUAACUAGUGAUUGUAGCAAGCAAGGGUUUUUCAUGAUGAUUGUAAAUGCAAAUCUGCAAUUAUAUCUUCA